Pundamilia nyererei is the source of this 643-nucleotide messenger RNA. Its product is annotated as beta,beta-carotene 9',10'-oxygenase-like. Gene Ontology annotation, biological process: retinal metabolic process; carotene catabolic process. Gene Ontology annotation, molecular function: carotenoid dioxygenase activity; beta-carotene 15,15'-dioxygenase activity. The record is from RefSeq and is a predicted model, not a curated record. Lineage: Eukaryota; Metazoa; Chordata; Actinopteri; Cichliformes; Cichlidae. The annotation marks the transcript as partial. Gene Ontology annotation, cellular component: mitochondrion. The transcript has 4 exons.
GACAGUAUAAAAUCAGGAGUCAGCGUACGAACCAGCAGCAUCUCAGAAGAGAGACUAAGCUACAGAAGGCUUAACCACAGCCAUGGAUACUGUCAAACAUCAGAAAAAGAAUACUUCAGCACUCAAAAAAUCUAAGUCUGUGAAGAACAUCAAUCAUUACACAAAUGUACACGGUCUGCCUUCUAUCGAGAAGAUUGUGAGCUCAGUGGAGGACACCCCCAGGCCCAUCAGCACCCAGAUCGUUGGUACAAUCCCAGAAUGGAUCAAAGGAAACUUCCUGAGAAAUGGGCCCGGAAAGUUUGAGAUCGGAAACCACAAAUUUAACCACUGGUUUGAUGGCAUGGCUCUCAUGCACCAGUUCAAAAUAUCAAAUGGGCAAGUGACUUACAAAAGCCGCUUCCUAUCCAGCGACAGCUACCAGACCAACAAGGAGCAUAAUCGCAUUGCUAUAUCUGAGUUUGGGACUGUAACCAUGCCGGACCCCUGUAAAAAUGUCUUCCAGCGCUUCCUGUCAAGAUUUGAAUCACACAAGCCCACAGACAAUGCCAAUGUGAGUUUUGUGACCUACAAAGGUGACUAUUAUGUCAGUACAGAAACCAACAUCAUGCACAAGGUGGACCCUGACACACUGGAGACUGAAAAG